Eutrema salsugineum is the source of this 1906-nucleotide messenger RNA. RefSeq names its product aspartic proteinase A2. The transcript has 14 exons. NCBI's taxonomy places the organism in Eukaryota, Viridiplantae, Streptophyta, Magnoliopsida, Brassicales, Brassicaceae. Gene Ontology annotation, molecular function: aspartic-type endopeptidase activity. The record is from RefSeq and is a predicted model, not a curated record. Bases 133 to 1668 code for a protein of 511 amino acids. Gene Ontology annotation, biological process: lipid metabolic process; proteolysis.
GGUGAGUUCUUCUUCACUUCUACUUAUUAAUCUCAUUACUAUUUCUCGUUUCCUUCCCCAUCAUUUUCUUGAUUAUCGCAGUGUUUUUUUUGUGGAUAAAUCCUACUGUUGUUUCCAGUGUCUGGUGGAAAAAUGGGCAUACACUCGAGAACAGUUGCAAUUUCACUCUUUGUGUUGUUCAUGUUGUUUUGUUCUGCCUCUUCUGAUGAGAGAAACGAUGGAACAUUCAGAAUUGGCUUGAAAAAACUGAAGUUGGAUCCUAACAAUCGACUUGCCGCACGCUUUGGUUCCAAGCAAGAAGAACUAAAAGAGAUUCGUUCAAAUAACAAUCUUCUUGGAGAUUCCGGAGAUGCUGAUAUCGUUGCGCUGAAGAAUUACUUGGAUGCUCAGUACUAUGGUGAGAUUGCUAUCGGUACUCCACCGCAGAAGUUCACAGUGAUUUUCGACACAGGAAGCUCUAAUCUUUGGGUACCUUCAGGGAAAUGUUAUUUCUCGCUGUCCUGUUUCUUUCAUGCUAAGUACAGGUCCUCGCUUUCAAGCACAUAUAAAAAGAAUGGAAAAAGAGCCGCAAUUCGUUACGGUUCUGGAUCAGUCUCUGGUUUCUUUAGUUAUGAUGCUGUUACAGUUGGUGAUUUGGUUGUCCAAGAUCAGGAGUUUAUUGAGGCAACCAGUGAGCCUGGUUUAACAUUUUUGGUGGGUAAAUUUGAUGGUCUUCUUGGUCUUGGAUUCCAAGAGAUCUCCGUUGGAAACGCCACUCCUGUUUGGUACAAUAUGCUCAAUCAAGGCCUUAUCAAGAAGCCUUUGUUUUCAUUCUGGCUUAACCGUGAUAUAGAAAGCGAAGAAGGUGGUGAAAUUGUAUUCGGUGGUGUUGAUCCAAAACAUUUCAAGGGAGAACAUACAUAUGUUCCUGUGACACAAAGGGGUUACUGGCAGUUCGACAUGGGUGAGGUUCUCAUUGCCGGUAAAUCUACUGGAUACUGUGAAAGUGGUUGUUCUGCCAUAGCAGAUUCUGGAACAUCUUUAAUCGCAGGGCCAACGACUGUGGUUGCCAUGAUAAACAAAGCUAUUGGAGCAUCUGGAGUUGUUAGCCAGCAGUGCAAGACUGUUGUUGAUCAGUAUGGACAGACCAUUUUGAGUUUACUUUUGGCUGAGACUCAACCAAAGAAGAUCUGCUCGCAAAUCGGUGUUUGCACUUUUGAUGGCACCCACGGGGUCAGCAUGGGGAUUGAGUCCGUGGUGGACAAGGAAGACACCAAAUCACCUAGAGGUCUUCGAGAUGCUGGUUGUGUUGCAUGUGAAAUGGCGGUUGUGUGGAUACAAAGCCAACUAAAGCAGAACAUGACUCAAGAGCGCAUAGUGAACUACAUUAAUGACAUAUGCGAGCGCAUGCCUAGUCCAAACGGAGAGUCUGCUGUUGACUGCUCACAACUCUCUACGAUGCCUACCGUGUCAUUCACCAUUGGAGGCAAAGUCUUUGAUCUUGCUCCAGAAGAGUAUGUACUUAAGAUUGGGGAAGGACCAGUGGCGCAGUGCAUAAGCGGCUUUACCGCACUUGACAUCCCUCCACCUCGUGGACCUCUCUGGAUAUUGGGUGAUGUGUUUAUGGGAAGAUAUCAUACUGUUUUUGACUUUGGCAACGAGCAGGUUGGCUUCGCAGAAGCUGCGUAGGUCUUUUUGUUUAUGUGUUUGUGUGAGAGCUUUGUUGUGUUGUGAAACCUCUUUGUACUUGUUGAGUUGAGUUAAACUCUCUCUCUCUAAGCUUCUGUAAUUAUUCCGGUGCUUAGUUGAAGUUUUUGUGUUGUUAAUUUCGGUGCUAAGUUGAAGUUUUUGUGGUGUUGUUAAUUUCGGUGCUAAGUUGUUUCGGCUACUUUAUAAUCCUGAAAGGCUGAAAGUAAUUAUAAUCAAU